UCAUUUGCUCGCGAGAGUUCCUCCAUCUAGCCUACUGAGAAGCCGUCGGACUUGGAGCCAGAGAAGAGUCGCGAGAUUUGACUAGAUCACCCUUUCCAGACUCCGCCCCUCCAUCCCAGCACUCCUGGCGCAGCUUCCCCGUUUGCACGUGUAAUUGUUGUGGUUCAACCUCAAGAGGCCGCGGAAGUGCCGGCGGCUUCCAAGAUGGCGGCGCCCAGUGUCAGGUGCCCGUGACUCGCCUCUGGUCAGCCUUGAAUUAUAACCCUGAUCAAGUCUAUGGGGCCAUGGACCGGCCUGGGUUCACAGCCUCGCUGGUGGCUGGCGGAGUAGCAGGUGUCUUUGUUGACUUGAUAUUAUUUCCUCUGGAUACCAUUAAAACCAGGCUACAGAGCCCUCAAGGAUUUUAUAAGGCCGGUGGUUUUUAUGGAGUAUACGCUGGAGUUCCUUCUACUGCUAUUGGAUCCUUUCCUAAUGCUGCUGCCUUUUUUGUCACCUAUGAAUAUGUGAAAUGGAUUUUGCACACUGAUUCUUCUUCAUAUUUGAUGCCUGUGACACACAUGUUGGCUGCCUCGGCUGGAGAAGUGGUUGCCUGCCUGAUUCGAGUUCCUUCUGAAGUAGUUAAGCAGAGGGCACAAGUAUCUGCUUCUUCAGGAACAUUUCACAUUUUCUCUAACAUCUUAUGUCAAGAGGGCAUCCAAGGAUUAUAUCGAGGCUACAAAAGCACUGUUUUAAGAGAGAUUCCUUUCUCAUUGGUCCAGUUUCCCUUGUGGGAGUCCUUAAAAUGUAUCAUAAACUCUCAGCAAGCAAGGCACCACACCCCGGCCAUCGUCUUGCCUAGUUUGAAACUCAGCGCCCUCUGGUCCUGGAGGCAAGAUCAUGUGGUGGAUUCUUGGCAGUCAGCAGUCUGUGGAGCUUUUGCAGCCUUCACUCAGGCCCGUGGAUUAUCUUGAAGAUAAUUUAGCAAGGCCUCUUUGCGAAGAGCCGAGCUGUGGGUGCAGGGCUCCCGGUGCAGCUGUCUGCCUCGAGCACUUCUUGGGGGGCUUCAGUGAGUUCUGCAGGAGGCAGUGAUUCACGGUCCGUGUGACAUGCUUGACAGCCUCGUAGAUUAACUAGUGUCAAGAGAGCGGAGGCUGCUCCACAGCUUACCGAAGGCUAAACUGCACGGUGUGGAAAAUACGGAGGUCUAAACAGCUGGGCAUUUUUCUAGACAUUAAACAAAGAGCAGAGUGACAAUAUGCGAUGUCGUGCUGUCCAUCACUUUGUCAUAUGCAUUUUCCAGUGAGGUUUUAGGGAGAACGCAGAAACUGGAAAGCAUUUAGUGAGUGAGAGGUGUAACAGUCUGAGAGAGAAAGGCAUUUUGUUGUUGCAAAUAAAGGUAAGUGAGAAUUAUGGUUGAAAUAAAUUGAAAUGGAGAUUUGUCAGAAAACUAUGAACUGCUGGUUUUGAUGCAGACCCCAUAAACUGACAGAUACAUGGGCUUAGGAUACCAGCUUGAAAGAAAAAAUUCAUUUCUGAUUUAAUGGUCGUUGGAUGGACUUUUUGUUAUAGUGAUCAGGAAAACAGAAAACAUACAUUUUUAUAGGAUCCUGUAGUAAUAAUCGGACCCAUCUGACUUGCAGAAUUGAUAAUCCAGAAUAAGACUAUUGCCUGUAGAUAGGAAGCCAGCUCGGAUUGAUUAUGACGGGCGAUUGUUUCCACAUGAUCCAUGUCCUUAGCUGUGUUAAGUGGGUAGGUGGUCUUGAUUCGUUUGCCAGUGGUCAGGAGUCCUUACUCCCCGGGACCUACGAGGGUCUGUCUGUGGACCCCCUCUGGGGCCUGGGGGCAAAGUGAGCAUUCUGGAAAUUGAGUCAUACUGGAUAAGGAAGGCCACUUCUUAAAGUGAACAUACUAUAAAUUGUCCAUGUGUGAAAACAAAUAUAUAUUUUUUUCUGGUCUCUUUCUUUAAGGAGCUGAUUCAAAGAUGUACUUGAAACUGUACCAUUCCUCUUAAGGACAUGUGUGUUCAUUACGGUUCCUUUUGUGAGAAACGUCGUAUGAUAGGCAGUAAGCAUUUAGUUUAGUCAGAGGUGGCAGGAGGUGGGGGUGCGGCGGAAGGGGGAGAAACUUGGUAUCAGUGAUCUCAGGGGUCUAGGCUGGCAGCCGCUUGAAGCAGGGCUUCGGUCCUGGCCAGAGAUUGAGAACGGGUCACGGUGGUGAGAGCACCAAAUCUUAGCCAGUAGACCAGUGGUCAGUGACAAGACCCUGGCUUUUCAACUUUACAGAAGAAAAUUCCCACAGAGAUGAAAGGUGAAGUAUUUAUUAGGUGGAAAAAAGAGUACAGUACGUGUGGACAGGAACACCCACGGGCAGACUGAGAGUCCCCGAGUCGUGCCCUCGGGGCAGCGUGGAUUACUGUAACGAGGCAUUUCUUCCAGCUCUCCUUUGGCCAGUCAUUUUGGUUUGCCCGGUUCACAGCCCAUAUUUGGUAUAUCUCAGGAUUCUUCUGUGUGCACGCACAUGUCUGUUAGCCAAGAUGGAUUCUACUGCAGAGGUUUAUGCGUGGAGCAUCUCUUAACGUCACUCCCCUUUGAUCUCCAAGACCUUUUCUGCGCAUUUGUGGUUGGAGAGGUCGCCUGACUUUGAGAAUGAGAACUGUGUGAUCUGGGCAGGGCUCAGCUUCCAUCCUGCGGCUGUCACCUUGGAGUUUCAGUCCACAGGGAGUGAGUCUCCGAUCACUUUACCCUGAGUUGGGGAGAGGUGGGCAGUCUUGCUUCCUGCAUCACCAGUAUCCACUGUCUGGGUCAGUGGGGAAACUGGGACCGGGACAGCCAAUGGAUUCGCCCAGAGCUGCAGACCUCUGUUCUGCCCGCAGCUGAGGAAGGAGACUUCGGGGCCUUGCUAGGCACCAGUUUCCUUACCUGUGACAUAGAAGCACCUGUCCCUCCAUGAAGAGGUUGUUGCUGGGAUAGGUGAUAGUGUGUGGUGAUGUUUAGUCGCUAAGUCAUGUCUGACUCUUUUGUGACCCCAUAGACUGUAGCCCGCCAGGCUCCUCUGUGCAUGGGAUUCUCCAGGCAAGAACAUUAGAGCGGGUAGCCAUGCCCUCCUCCAGGGGAUCCUCCCGGCCUAGGGAUAGAACACGCACCUGCUGCAUUGGCAGGCAGAUUCUUCACCACUCAGCUACCUGGGAAGCCCCUGCAUGGCGUGUUAGUGUUUGGUAAUCUGUAGAACUACAUUUAAGGAAUUACUAUUUCAGUAAAAACAGCUAACACCCAGGAAACGAAAAGAUGUCAUCAUCAUAGUAGUUCUUAAUUGCAUAGAGGGAAGAAAGCACAGUAAUAAAUUUAGUAUACCUAAUCAUUGCCUCUACUAGGGUAUAGAUUUAAAAGCUCCUCCAAGACAAUUACCUUAUUUUUUCAGCUGACGUCUGUUAGGAAUUUGCCCAAGGUCUGCAGAAAAUUGUUAGUAGAUGUACAUGUCUUUAACAGAAGACAAAAUUAAAUAGGUUUCUUGUUUACAUUCCUUGUUUUGAAAUUUUAGUUGAUACAAAUAUUGACCCUGAGGAACAAGGUUACUGUUUAAAAACCUUUCUAAAAGAUUAGCAUAAUUGGAAAAUACUUCACAUUGUGGGAAAGUGAUAUUCUGUAAGAAUUUGCUGCAAGAUUGUGUACUACACGGUAUAGAGACGUGAGUCACAACUUGUCACGUUGGGCAGCCCAUAAGAUGUGGCAUGCGCAUCCGCUGCAGUUCCAGAUGUUUUUGCCUUAAAUGGCCAUAAAGGCAAUGAUAAAACUUGCCCUUAAACCAGAAAUCUUAUUUCUCAUUCCUGUGUGCUUUUCCAAGUUUAAGCUGAUUAAAUUAUCAUAGACAAAGCACUCUCUGGUCAUUCUUGGAGCUGUUUGGUGCCCGUGCUUGCUUUAUGAACCACUUGGCACAAAUAUCCAAAAAUGUCCCUUGAGAUUGGAGGUGUUGAUGGCUUGUCAUGCUCAGAAAUUCCCUUGGCCUUUGGUCAGGGGUUAAAUUAGGGGGGGAAAUGAACUUUGGAACUGUUGCCAGCUUCCUCACUUCAAGUUCACUCCUCAGCAUAAAACCAUUCAGUCUGCAUAAUUAUGACAUCUGCUGUAGUGACAUUUGCUAUCCUCAUGUUCUUUGAUUCAUUUCCCGUAAUGAACGCUUACACGCUCUGGGAGAAGGAAGGAAAGCCAUGACCCGAAAUUCUGUAACAGGGUGAAGGAUUAUCUGGGUAACAACUGACAGGGCCCAGGACAGUCUAAAGAAACGGAAACACGUUUGUUGCUGUUGUUGUUGCCGAAGCCCCGGUUGUUGGGGGCUCCCCGCGGGAGCAGCCCUCCCAACCCCAGCUAGUGCGCAGCAGCCCCCGGCCGCUGUGCCCGCCCCACGCCCCAGCAGAUGUGGGAGGGGACAGCUCCAGACGUACUGGAGGCAGGUGGCCCCUUUGGACGGGAGAGAACCCUGAGGACACGUGAGAUGUUGUUUCGCUGUAAAAAUCUAAUUUCCCCUGAAUCUGGUUCUUGGAAGCAGUUAGCCUAACAUUAAGUACAAACAUAUCUCUAGUGGAACACAUAGAAAAUUGUUUUACAUGUGAUUUGAACACUAAAGUAGCCUGCAGUUGCUAUACCAAAUAAUUAUUUCCUGUCUAAUACGUUAGCGUGUUCCUUGUAUUUAUUACCAGAGGUUUACAGUUCCCUUAAGUAAAAUGUAGAAAAUAACUGCAUUUUAACUGAAAAUACAGCCCCGCUGCUCCCUCCCCAUUAUGACUGGUUAUUCUAUUACAUGAUCUUCACAAGUCCUUCUUACAGCCUCAUAAAAAAAACACUGUGAGGUCUGUGAAUUAAAGCAGUCUUUGAUAUUUGAAGACAUUUAAAUUGACAUUAAUAACUUUAAUAAAAUAAAGUUUCCUUCAUGGUAGUAAAAUUAGGACCUAUUUCAGCAUAUGUGUUUUUGUCUCACUUUUCUUCAUAUUACUUUCAGGAAACAAAUCACUGGGAGAAUAUUGGCAGGCACCUACAGUAAAGGAAUGGUGAACUUCGCUAAUGGCCAAAAUAAGUUCAAUUUACAGUAUCCAAAUUUAGUAGAAGAAAAAUACUUUUCAACAUGGGUGAUUUGUGAGAGCUUGAGUGGUCAGAUGGGGGACUGAUGAUGUCCUUGUCAAUUUUUAAGCCUUUUUUUAGUUGGUUUAGGUCAGUUUGAAACGUUUUCAAACAGAAAAAUGGUUAUGCACUUAGGAAUUUAAACAACUGGACAAAUUUGUGUUUGUCUUAUUCCUGUAUCAAAGUCACUGUGUAAUGAAACAGUACUGCUUUUGGAGCCAAGAUACAUGUGACUUUGAGUAUCGAAGGCAGAGUAAAUGGUUAAGUGGUUUAAAAAAAAUAGUAGCGUUUGAGGAUUGAGUCCACAAAAUUUAAAAAAUACUUGCAGUUUAGCAGGUCUCUGAAUUUCAGGCACCUUUUGAAUUGGGAGGAAAACGUUUCACAUUCAUAAUUCAGAGGUGGCUAAAGUAAAAGGCAGCCUAGUAUAUAUACAUGGUUCUGGUUUUACUCUUUAGCCCUAAGAUUUGUGCCCUUCUGGGUAUAUCUUUCAAGAAGUCAGCAGCAUAAUAAAUAACAUAAUGUUACCAAAUGGAGGAGGUUCGGUUUAAUGAUCUUAUUUCAGCAACAUAUUUAGAAAGAUAUUUGGCAGAGAUCAAAUGACCUCCUUGUCCACACAACCCAGAACUUAGAGAGAGAGGCUGCUAUUUCUGGAGCAUCCUUCACACACGUGUUAUGUUUGCUCUUAGAAAACUGUCCAACCUCACUGUGGGUCAUGGAAGCUGAAUCUUUAGAAAACCCUUUUGGGCUUACUGUUUCAGUCUUUUUUGGGACUUUGGGGGUCUGCAAUCUCUCUAUCAUAUUGAAUAAAAUAUUGAUACCAUGUACCAUGAUUUCUGUUAAAAAAAAGUCUUCAGUUCCUCUGUCUAUAAAUACAGACCCUUUUAAAAUAUGUGGAUUUUUUUAAAGAUUCAGUUGGCAGUCACAGAAUUUAACUAAAGAGGACAGAGCCAUAAGGAAGAGCUUGGGCUUGAAUCAGGACUGACUCUAACAAGAAACGAGUUUAGAAAUCUUGUUACUCUAGCUGUUGUGUUGACCAGAAGUCUGGAAAUACAGAAAAAAAGUACUCUCCUAACUGUUAAAAACCCAGCCAUGUAUACCAAAAGUCCCCACAGCAACACACGUUUCCCUUUGCCAGUUUUGCCUUAGAACAGAAACCACAGCAGCAUUUUGGAGUCAGAUUAGGGAAGAUAGGCCCUGUGGAAGGCGCGGACCCCUGAGACCCGGGGGAGCAGCAGUGCCUCUCAGACGGGACGGGGUCUGACCCCAGAUUCCCCGGUGCACACAGAGGUUUGCGAGCUGCUUCCCAAGAGAGCAAGAUGCAUUGCGGGGCCUGUUUUUAAACUUGAGCAUAUAAAACGUUGUCCCGUCACCUCUCUGAUGUGCAGUGAGACACCACGGCCACGCGGCAGAGCGUGUGGGUACAGAUUUUGCACGUGUGCUUCCUAUUCUGGAAUCAGUCAAGUGGAUGUAAUGAUACAGAAGUACUUUUGGCAGAGUUACGAGGAAUUCUAGAAUAAGAAUUAUAAAAUGCCAUGUAACGUGGUGAACAAUGCCGCGCUUGUGUGGCGUGUUUUUAUGUGCACAGGUGGCUUUGCAGCUGCAGUCA
Messenger RNA from Bubalus bubalis (water buffalo), 6693 nucleotides. It is a transcript of the gene SLC25A26, whose product is annotated as solute carrier family 25 member 26. The record is from RefSeq and is a predicted model, not a curated record. The transcript is spliced from 9 exons. NCBI's taxonomy places the organism in Eukaryota, Metazoa, Chordata, Mammalia, Artiodactyla, Bovidae. Gene Ontology annotation, molecular function: S-adenosyl-L-methionine transmembrane transporter activity. Gene Ontology annotation, biological process: transmembrane transport. Gene Ontology annotation, cellular component: mitochondrial inner membrane. Bases 285 to 950 code for a protein of 221 amino acids.